Molecule: messenger RNA, 2137 nt
Organism: Lytechinus pictus (painted urchin)
Lineage: Eukaryota; Metazoa; Echinodermata; Echinoidea; Temnopleuroida; Toxopneustidae
Product: deleted in malignant brain tumors 1 protein-like
Exons: 6
Coding region: 227-1951 (574 amino acids)
Cellular component (GO): membrane
Source: RefSeq, a predicted model, not a curated record
UCUUCAGACACGUUUGGUUGGCGGAAGUGGACCGUAUGAAGGCAGAGUUGAAGUGUAUUACCAAGGUGCUUGGGGUACUGUGUGUGAUGAUAGCUGGGAUCUGAAUGAUGCCCAGGUAGUUUGCCGAUCAGUUGGAUACACCCAUGCUACUGCAUCUCACCAAAGCGCCCACUUUGGUCAAGGCACAGGGAACAUUGUUUUGGAUAAUGUAGGAUGUGCAGGUUCAAUGUCAAACCUAGCGUAUUGUCAACACAGUGGUUACCUUUCCCACAACUGCGGACACGGCGAAGAUGCAGGAGUCACCUGUAGUAGCAAUUCAGCACCUUUGAUGACCCGUUUGGUUGGUGGGCGUGGACCUAAUGAAGGCAGAGUUGAAGUGUACUACCAAGGUUCUUGGGGUACUGUGUGUGAUGAUCUCUGGUAUCUCGACGACGCCCAUGUAGUGUGUCGUAGUCUUGGGUAUAUGCAAGCCUCUGCUUAUCACUACCAGGCACACUUUGGCCAAGGCUCAGGGAACAUCGUUCUGGAUAAUGUCGGAUGCAAAGGAUUUGAGUCAAACCUAGCAUUUUGUCAGCAUUAUGGUUACCUAGCUCAUAAUUGCGGGCAUAUUGAAGAUGCAGGAGCCACAUGUGACGGUAUAGAGCUGGAGACUCGUUUAGCUAAUGGUAGAGGGCCAUUUGAAGGAAGAGUUGAAGUAUUCUAUCAAGGUUCAUGGGGCACAAUAUGUGACGACAACUGGGAUUUAGUUGAUGCCCAUGUAGUUUGCCAUACUUUGGGAUACCCUCGAGCUUUGAGCUAUCACCGAAGCGCAUACUUCGGCGAAGGGACGGGUGAUAUUAUCCUGGAUGACAUUGAUUGCUCAGGAACUGAGUCAAAUAUCGCAGUUUGUCAACACAACGGAUUUUUCAAUAGCAGUUGUGAACAUUCCAAAGAUGCUGGGGUCACAUGUUCUGUUACAGAUCGUGUACGUCUUGUCGACGGGGGUUUUCCAAACGAAGGUCGAGUCGAGGUUAACUACCAAGGGUCAUGGGGUACUAUCUGUGACGAUUUUUGGGAUAUUAACGAUGCUUCCAUUAUCUGUCGUAUGCUUGGGUAUCCUGGCCCUUCAUCCAUAUUGGAGCGCUUUGGCCAGGGAACUGGCAAUAUCGCUCUAGACGACGUUAGAUGUGACGGAACAGAGAUGAGUAUUUUACAAUGUGGUCAUAACGGAUUUGGGGUUCAUAACUGCAACCACAGCAAGGACGUUGGCCUAAGAUGUAAUGGAGAAGCUGAACUGUCUCUUCGUCUAAACGGUGGCAGGCGUGAGAAUGAAGGUCGUGUUGAAUUACUCUAUAUGGGAGAAUGGAGUAAUGUAUGUCAAUACGGCUGGACCACCACUGAUUCCGACGUGGUCUGCAGGAGUCUCGGCUUUCUUAGGGCAAACGAAACAUCACUGUCUUUUGGUGGCGGACCAGGAAACGUGGUAUUGCGGAAGCCGGAGUGCUCUGGGAAGGAAUCUAGUCUUCUCCAGUGUCAAGGAUUUCGUUUCGACUAUUCAUACUGCGGACAUACCGAGGCACUUGGGAUUUCAUGUUUAAAUCAGGAUGAGAUCCAGGUUCGUUUGGUUGGCGGAGACUCCGACGAGAAAGGCCGAGUCGAAGCAAACUUCAACGGUACUUGGGGGACAGUAUGCGACGACAAUUGGGACCUUGACGAUGCAAACGUGGUUUGUAGAAUGCUUGGAUUUGAACGGGCGGACAGCUACACCUGUUGCGCUGGCUACGGAGAAGGAUCCGGCCCUAUUUUCUUAAACGAAGUAGAGUGUGAUGGCACGGAAUCCAAUAUAGGAAAUUGCUCCAGAAGUGACUACAAAGUCAACGACUGUGAUCAUUCAGAAGAUGUCGGCGUCUCAUGCAUUGAAUAUGGUAGUAGUAGGGCAUUUUCGAAAUCGCUACGCAGAUGCUUUAUAUAACGCAGGGAAUCUUUUGUCAAAAGCCCUUUAAUGACAAAAGAGCCUAUUGUCGGAAAUCAUUAAAUAAAAACAGCAAGUGUUGUACUGGAUCCUGAACAGACGACAUAUAUAUUUGCAAUUUGUCGUCCGGUCCGUAUUUUCGGACCAUCUGCUGUCCCAGUUCAACUUUCGACAACAAACUUUCAG